This is a messenger RNA of Hyalella azteca, 2544 nucleotides long. RefSeq names its product WD repeat and FYVE domain-containing protein 3. Lineage: Eukaryota; Metazoa; Arthropoda; Malacostraca; Amphipoda; Hyalellidae. Gene Ontology annotation, molecular function: RNA-DNA hybrid ribonuclease activity; nucleic acid binding. The record is from RefSeq and is a predicted model, not a curated record. The transcript is spliced from 12 exons. The annotation marks the transcript as partial.
AUGAACAUCAUGCGCAAGUGGUGGGGGGCGGGUGGGAGGCCUGAGGAUGGGCUGGAUGGCUCCCAGCUGCUGGAGCAACAGCAUCAGCAACAGAGACACUUGGCGCUUGGUCUGAUGCACCUCAAGAAGCUCUUCAGUGAAAUCCUGCAUCCUGCACACCCGCUCUCUGAAGAUGAGAGAGAGGACAAGCUCUAUAACAUGCUGCCUCUCUUCUGCAAGGUCUUCUCCAAUAGCUCGCCUACAGAUCUUGUUGAGAAAUUUGAAGACGUAUUACUGUUCACUCAGCACGUUAGCAAACUCAUGGUAACUGAAAUAAGAAGGCGGGCCAGCAACCAGUCGACAGCGGCUGCCUCGUGUGCCAUCGUGCGCUUCCUUGAGAUGGAAGGAGAGGAGGAGGGGGUGGACAGCAUCCCUAGCUCUGGAGGAUGGCUGCUGCUCAAUGCCCUCAACCUCCUUGCUGACGGCCCUCCUGCAAUCAUUGAGGUGAUGACAGUGAGCUCCUUGCCAUCCACACUAGUAAAGUGCCUCUACCUCUUCUUCGACCUCCCUGACCCUGACUCAGCUGACUCAGAGAAUGCAAAUGCUGAGUCAAACCUCAAUAAAAAGAGUCACAGUUCUCCCCUUCACCUCCCACUUGAUACUUCCAAGACUGGUGGGCAACAGUCAGCACUCCAGAGUACUGCAAGUGAUGCAUCAUCAUGUGGAGCAGCUAUUGUACCUGCCACCACUGAUCGCAGGUUGCUGCUGCAGAAGGUCUUUGUUCAGGUAAUGCUGAGGCUGUGUUCACACACGGGUCCUGCAGAAGAGCUCGCCCGUAAGGACGACCUCAGCUUGCUGUUCAGCGCCAGCACCUCAGGCUGCCCCCCACACAACUGCGUCUGGCGCAGGAGUGCGGCUGAGGUCCUCAUGGCUGUGUCCCGACACGGCCUCUCCCAGCCUGUCAUCUCAUACAUACACAGCAAAGGCUGCAUCGCCCUCUGCGUGGAGAACAUGGAGAGGACGCAGGACCUCUCACCCCUCGAGAUCGUCGAGAUGCUCGUCGCCAUCUUCUGCUUCCUCAAAGACUCUGCCGACUGCUCACAAGUCCUCUUGGACGACUUCAAGUCUGCUCAAGGAUAUGCUUUCCUCGUCGACUUUAUUCUCAGACUGGAGCACGAGAGCUUGGCGUCCAACAGUGGCAUGUGCAGUCCAGCUGGUGACAGCAGCUGCAGUAGUGGCAACAGCAACGCUGUCACCCCUGCCUCCACCCUCACCAACAGUGAAGGGACCGAUGCACUGCGCAACCUGGUACUGCUCGUGGCGUCUCUGUGCUACUGCGGCCACAGCCAGCCAAGGCCGUCACUGCACCCCAGCACUGCGCUCUACACGGUGCCUGGCUUCGUGCUGCCCACCCCCAGCAAUAAAGGGUGCAGUGUCCGCAACGUGGCGGCGUUCGGGGUGCUGCAGGUGGUGUUCUGUAGGGCGUCGUCCGCCACGCUGGCCGCCUGCGUGCUGGACGCCAUCUCGUCCAUCUACCACGCCGACCCCGCCAACUACUUCAUCCUCGAGCCCCAGGCCACGCUGUCCUCCUUCGCUGAGACCAUGCACGCCCGCCCCCACCACGUCCAGGUGAAGUACCUGGAGCUGGUAGAGCUGGUCGUGUUCGAGCUGAACCACGUGCCCUGCAAGGAGCUAAUCUCACUGUCCCUGCUGCUGAAGGCCCACCACACCUCCUCCCCCAGCACCGGUGAGUCUAGUGCCUCCCCUGCCUGCACCCCCACCAGGGUGAGUCUAGUGCCCUCCUCUGCCUGCACCCCCAGCAGGGUGAGUCUAGUGCCCUCCCCUGCCUGCACCCCCACCAGGACGAACGGCGCAGUGGGAUGUGCAGCUGCGGCCGGCGCGGCGGUGGUGUCAAGGAGACUCAGUUCGAGCUCGUCAAUCUUCACCGCCGAGCUGGUCGGUGUCAGCUGUGCCCUUAGCCUCAUAGACCAACUGCCCGGAGACGACUUUACAAUAUUUGUAGACUCCAAAAGUGUGGUGCAGGCUUUGAGAGCUUAUAAUAGCAGGCACCCCAUCGUCUGGGAGAUCCUAAUCGGGCUGGUGCGCCUGGCGGGGGCGGGGAGAGCGGUGAGCGUCUGCUGGGUGCCCGGACACGUGGGGGUGCGAGGCAACGAGAGGGCGGAUGAGGCUGCGGUAAACGCCGCCUCUUCGGACCAGGCGAUCCAUAGCGAUCAAGUCCCUUGCCGGGACCACUACCCUAUCAUCAAGGCAAGCAUCCGCCAUAUCUGGCGGGAACAGUGGCUGAACGUGGGAGAGAACAAACUAAGAGCAAUUAAGGAUUGUGUACGAGCGUGGAGUUCAUCAUACCAGAAAUCCCGGAAGAUGGAGGUAGCGCUGUGCAGACUAAGGAUCGGUCACACGCGCCUCACUCACAGGUGCGCCAGCAGCGGCGAAUGUGCAGCGAGUGUGGGGGACGAGAAGGGGGAGGAGGUGUGUGUGGCAGCGCUGGAGCUGCUGGCGCUGCUGCUGGGGGGCAGCGCCGGCAAUGCCUGUGUCUUCAGGGAG